This is a messenger RNA of Diorhabda sublineata, 1394 nucleotides long. RefSeq names its product beta-sarcoglycan. Bases 95 to 1054 code for a protein of 319 amino acids. Gene Ontology annotation, cellular component: sarcolemma; sarcoglycan complex. Gene Ontology annotation, biological process: muscle organ development. The transcript is spliced from 2 exons. The record is from RefSeq and is a predicted model, not a curated record. NCBI's taxonomy places the organism in Eukaryota, Metazoa, Arthropoda, Insecta, Coleoptera, Chrysomelidae.
GUGUCAAACCUCAAAAUACGCAGUCGAUUAUUCCCAAAAGAUAGUAAUGUUUUGCUUUUAAUCAAAUUAAAAAAAAAAAACUAAGAAAAACACGAUGGAUUAUCGAUCCACCUCCCCACUAUCUUCAGAUCCAUUUUCCGAGGAAAUGGAAACGGAAUCCGUGAAGGAAAAAGCAAUAUUAACUAGGCCAAAAUUCAAUAGCACGAAUUUUAAAUCGGGAUAUAUGCCUGUGGAAAACAUUAAACCUGGAAUGACUGGACGAAAAACGUUUGCGUUUUGGACUUUACUGGUAUUAUUGUUUAUUUUGGUUAUUGGAAAUCUAAUUCUUACUGUAACGAUUAUCGGAGUGCUGAAAUUAGGACAAGGUAUGCAAAGUAUUGAGCUGGUACCAGAAUAUGAAGGCAUCAAAUUUUAUGGAGAAACGAAUUUGGAUCAUAUCUACAAACGCGACGGUAAACUGGAAAGUUUCCAAGAUGAACCGAUGGAGAUAACUUCGAGGAAUAGUCCUAUUAUUAUGAAUUUAGUGAAGAACGGAAGAGGAGCAAUGAGAACUAAAAUAGAUCCAAACGAAACGCAUUUCAGAGGAUUGAAUUAUUUCGAAAUUAACAAUACAGAAAGAGAAACUAUUUUUACUGUUAAUAAUCCGACUUACGAAAAUCUUAAGUACGCCACUAACUUAAGAUCAAAGCUUGUUAAUACCAAUAGGAUAAGAAGUCCCAUAGAUGAAAAAUUGACUGUAGAUAGUGAAACAAUGAAUAUUCGUGGUUCCGAAGGUACAAACAUAAAUAGUGAAAAGUUAACUUGGUCAGCCGAUGAUGACAUACACUUAACAAGUUCAAAUGGUUCUAUAGUUUUAUUAGGAAAAGAAGGAGUAUUUAUAGAUUUGAAUAAAGUUCCCGUGGCAAGACUUAACAAUAAUUAUAUAACUUCUCAAUUCAAGAUUUGCGUCUGUAUGCCGCUAGGAAAACUUUUUAGGAUUCCUAUAGCAAACCCUAACGAUAGGGUUUAUUGUGAUCAUGUUAGCCUCGAACCCCAGUACAACCCCUGCAUUUAGAAUUAUUUUAAUUUCUCCUCGACGAAUUUUCAGUAGGAAAAUACUUUCUUGUGUAUUGGUACAAAUGGAUUUUUGAUGGUAUAUACCUGUAUUCUUUGAAUUUUCCAUAUAAUAAAAUAAAAUAUCAAUUUUUUAGAUGUGUAAGUAUGAAGUUGCUGCUAGUUGCGAAUAAAUAAAUUUACUCGUAUUUUAGUCAUUAUAAAUAGUUUUUGUAAUUUGAAUGGAUAUGGUUGUAUUUACAUUAAUGUCAGAACUUCUUUUUUUCUGGAAAUAUGAUUUUUGUUAUUCGAAAUGGAUCACCUUGUAAUUUUGAAAUACUCAAUAAAUGUAUUUCAUAAAA